Sphaeramia orbicularis (orbiculate cardinalfish) is the source of this 3974-nucleotide messenger RNA. Its product is annotated as zinc finger protein 316-like. Gene Ontology annotation, biological process: regulation of gene expression. The transcript is spliced from 4 exons. NCBI's taxonomy places the organism in Eukaryota, Metazoa, Chordata, Actinopteri, Kurtiformes, Apogonidae. The record is from RefSeq and is a predicted model, not a curated record. Gene Ontology annotation, cellular component: nucleus. Bases 568 to 2085 code for a protein of 505 amino acids.
AAAUUCUGAUAUUUACGCUAUUACUAAGGGUAAAAUUGUAUUUGUGGAAGUGUAUUUCCACUGUGCCAUUAGUACAUUGACUUGAAUAAAGGAUGUGGAUCCUUCCUCCACAUGUAGUGUUGAGAGGUCUGGAGGUGUAAUGUGCAUAGUGAAUCAGUAGGGGUCCUUAUCAUUUCUUCCAGUAUUUAACACACUGUCAGUGUCGUCCUGUGCUGCUGUUACUUUAACACCUCUAUCUUUAUAUUAAAACAUAUUCAAGUGUAUUUCUAAUGACUGUUAACUUGUGGUGAGUUUGCAGAGACACUGUACAACUCUUUGAAUGGUGAGUGUGAAGUGAUGCUGAACAACAAACUGACGUCAUCAAGAGGCGACAAUCGCACCACAGAGACACAACAUAUUUGACCACAUCAAGAAAGGCUUGACAGCGGGCAGGUUUGGACAUUCCGGCGUUUGCAUGCCAUCCACCGGCCACCGGUGUGCCCUGCUGUGGAGUCCGUCCUGGCCGUGCGCCGCAGCCGCUGCAGCCGUCCACCCUGCGAAUCUGUGCAUGACUACAGGAACCUGGCGAUGAUGGCGGACUGUGUUGGCUUUCAAGCACAAAUCGCCUCGAUUAUAGAGAUAUUGGCUAAUUCGGCGGUGGCGGAGAUCUGCAAACUGGUGGACGAUGGCUAUGCGGCGCUGCGCUCCCAGAUGGACCAGGAGCGGGAGAAGAGCGAGAAGGAGAACGAUGCCCUGCGGCAGAAACUGCGAGAAAUGGACGUGAAGAUGCGGAGCUACGAGAGGAAAAUUAGGAGACGGAAUCAGCGGGAAGAAAUGCACCCCGUUCAUUUUAGGCCACCCGAAGGACCUGAUGACCAUCAGCCUCUGGUUUCACCUCUCCCUGCAACUUCUGAAGAAAAGCUCUUUCAUCACAUUUCAAAGCAGGAAGAUGCCAAGGUGUUACCAGUGGUAAAGCAGGAAAAAGUAGAGAGAGACGACUGCAACCUGGACCUGAAGGUAGAGGUCAACAUCCGGGCAGAGUGUGGCCUGUCGACUGCUCUGGAGUCCAGUGAGGAAACCUCUGGUGAAAUUGUGCUAGAACAUGAUGUCACCAGCAUUACCUCUUCCACCACCCAGCCCAUGUCAUGUCCCACCGAAGUCACGAUGGACCUUACCUGCAGGCCUCGAGCGAAACGCAAGGCCACCAAGCCCGUGGGUAACAGUUUAACAGUAGCCAGUGGGGGGGUCUCCACACCUGAGGAGGCACGCAGGGACAUUGCCCCAAGUUUAACAGACAGUGGAUCUCUGAAACCAGAGAUCCAGUCAGAUGAUGCAACAGAAGAUGAACAUCAUUCUUCUCAGCUGUCAGCCCCUGUAGCCUCAGAUGAACCCAGUCCUGACCGCCUCAACAGUCUGGGCCUUGACCUGGCCUGGAUGCAGGAGAGGGUCAGUCAUCUUGGUGCAGCAUAUGCAGUUGCACAGUUGGGUUUGGGGAACUCUGAAACUGGCCACCCUUCGGCCUCCUUCCCAACACAGACCGGAGGAGACAGUCUGGACGGUCCUCCGACGAUGCUUUUCACUGGUGGUGCUCAUGAAAUGGCUGCUUUUGCUGCUUCCUUUGACAUGGCAGCAGCCGCAGCAGCGGCUGCUGCUGUCGUGGCUGCACCUCCUCCACCGCCACCUCCACCCCCUCCGGCGGCAGCUCCCUCUUCCACAACAACCAGUCAAAGACGGCCUUACAGGAGCAGUGGUGCAGCUGCUAAAGAGCCUGUAGUUUGCGCUGUGUGCGGUCGUGUCUUCCCUAGUGCUGCCACACUGGAGCUCCACCAACGGGUGCACACAGGAGAGAGACCCUACACCUGCCCCCACUGUGGAAAGGGCUUCGCUCAGCCCAACAACCUACGAGUCCACCUGCUCAUCCACACAGGGGAGAGGCGUUAUCGAUGUACACUGUGUGGGAAGAGCUUCAUCUCCUCCAGCCACCUGAAGAGGCACCGCACAGUCCACACACAGGAGAAGCCCUACAGCUGCUCGCGCUGUGGACAGUCCUUCAGCCAAAUGUGUAGCGUUCGCAGACACCGGCAGCAGUCCCAGUGUGGCCUGUAGAUGGAAAAGCAAAGAAGUUACAAAAUAGAUUGGACUCAGUAGGCUGAAGAAUGCAAACCCCUUUCCAGGGGUAUUAAUGUUAGCAUGAACAUGUCUUCUCUGUAAAAGAUACAAACAAGAGAACCAAGGCUGUAUCCUGUGAUGUCCUGACAUGUAGAGUUGAUAUUUGUCCUAGAUUAUAGCAGUAUUAUGUGAUUUCUUUUUUAAGGUGGUUUGCCCCUUUAAGCCUCCCUGACCUUUUCUUAAUCAUUGCUUCAAAUUAAGAGAGGAUCAUAGAGUGACAUGUAAAAGAGUGCCUGAGACAGACCUGGAAAGAGUGUGUGAAAACACCAAGACUAACUAUUGUCAUAAUGGAACAAGGAUUAACAUCUGAAACUGUCCAUAUGUAGUUAACACACUGUGGGUGUUUUUGCAGAUGGUUUAUGGUGGAUCAUUUUUGGUCAGGAGUACACAGUUGUAGUCACUUUAAUCAGUCUAUACCUCUGAUAAUGUUAAUCAUACAGUAUGUGGAACUCUGAAAUUAUUAAAUCAAUCAAUUUCCCCACAAAUAUAACUUAAAUAGAUGUGACUCCAGGAGAUGUGAAGGAUUCCACAUUGUAACAGAUCCAUCUUUGCCUUAUCAUCUGUGAACACAACAACCAGGUCCGCAUUUUCUCACAUCUCCCAAAUGCUUUAAGGCCAGUUGCACUAAUAUGGUAAAUUUUCUACCCAGUAAAGAGACCAAUGUGACCUUAUUGAACACUGAUAAGGCUAGUAAUAUUUUUUUUUUCAACAAAUUUCAUGAAAAACCAAAACAAUUAUUUGAUAUGAAACAUGUUCUGUGUAGCUAACCCUGAACGACCAUAGAUCUAGCUGCAUAAAAACUUGACUAGUUCUGAAAGCAUUACAUGGGCUAACAUACACAGAUAAACACAUUGUUGGUUUUUGUCUCUUUAUAGAACUUGUUGACAAAAGACAAUACAUAGCUGUUUAAUAUACUGAAGGCCUUAUUUUUAAGACUAUGCUGAAAAGUAGCAGGGAGCUUUUGGUCAAAAGGUUUUACAGUGUUGGACUGGAAGUAGAGGCAACCAACAACCUGUGCUACUGUAUAUGUGGAAUUGCCAGGGUUAAACUCUGGCAGCACAGUUAACAAACGAGUUUUUUUGUGAAGUUAUCACGUCAUGGAUGAGCCUGUGUCUUGAAAGUUCAGAACUGAAAUUAGUCAUCAAUUUUUGGCACUUUGCACAUAUUAGAGAUGAUUCCCAAUAAGGCAGUUCUGAUGCGUGUACUGUCACCUAUGACCAGGUAUGCUGUUCAAUGUAUAUUCAUGUCAUUAAUGAGUGGCCUUCUCAAGGCAGCCUGAACUUAAAAAAUAAUCUUGAGUGGGAAAUUUGAGCACUUUGAAUACAUCUGGUUGUGUAGGCCUCCACUGUGGCUUUUCAUAUAUCUGUAUGUAUUUUGUCAUUGUAAGUUUUUCACAUUGAUUGUAUGUUUUACUUUUCAUUAAUUAUGAAUGAAGGGAAAGGUGUAAUGUUCUAUUGUCCAGAUGAUCCCCUAUCACAUUCAGAAUUGGGUAAUAAAAUAGAAAAAAAAAGGUAGAAAAAAAGUUGAAUAUUUUCUCACUUAAUUUAACAAGGCUUUUAAGGUUUUAGCCCAUUAAAGUUUGACAGGUUGGAGCAUUUAAUGUUCAUUUUACUUUGUUCAGUUACAAUUACUGUACAAAAAAAAAUGUAAAGUAAAACUAUAUAACAGAGAGUUGUGUUUGUAUGUGUACAUGUUUGGAUGUAAUCGGCAGUAGCUGUAGUUUGCACAGCUAAAACAAAUACUUUGCCUUUUAGUAUUCUUUCAUGACAUGUUUCAGUGUUAAAAAAUGUAUGAUUAUCAUUAAAAAUGUAAAAGGUUUGCAUUGA